AUGGCAUUGAGCACAUUUAUCGAGGAGUUGUGGAAGCAACGGACCGUCUUGAAGCUUGAAGGGUUCCCUGCAGAGUCUUGUGACCACAACCCCUCUGGCAGCUCUUCUCGCAUCAGCCACACGACAUUUGAGGAAGGAUGUCAGAAUUUGUAUCUUUUUCAGGGAGUAUGGAUGACAUUGGAGGAGGUAUACACGGCGCCGAAACUGAUUGGAAGAUCAGGAAAGCGAACACUUGCUGGGAAUGUUGCACGCAAGGCCAAGUUCUCGGAGAUCCCAACAAUCUCUUUGGCUGCAACGGAAGGCGAGAUCAUUGAGCAGCUCAGCGAUGCGUGCACCCGAGUCGGGUUCUUCUACAUCAAAGACCAUGGUGUCUGUGACGCCGUAACGAGCUCGAUAUUUGAUACAGCCGAGGAAUUUUUCAACCAGGCGCUCGAGGUUAAGAACGAGAUCAACUACAAGAAAUCCACCAUCCUGCGAGGAUACGAGCCUAUCGCCGAGGUCCGCACGGAUGAAACCAAGAUGGCUGAUCUCAACGAGGCCUUCAAUUGCGGAUAUGAGCCUCAACUGGACCCCCAGCGAGAUAGCUCGGAGCAUGCAUCUGUCAUCGAUGGCAUGAUGCGAGGUCCGAAUGCGUGGCCAUCGCAGGUCGGGUUCAAGGACAGCGUAGCAAGGUAUUAUGGAGAAAUCCUGAUGCUAGCCCGCCGACUAGUGAAGCUGCUUGCUCGAGUGCUGCAGCUCCCAGUAAAUCACUUUGAUGAGCUAGUAAAGACACCUGGUGCGAUGCUGCGGCUGUUGAAGUACCCAGCUCAACCACCAGACAAUCCAGAUGCAUUCGGCAUUGGAGCACAUACGGACAUCGAGUGCUUCACCAUCCUUCUACAAGGCAAGCAGCCAGCACUUCAGAUAUUGAACGUCGACGGCGAGUGGAUCCAGGCGCUACCAGUACCAGGAACAUUCAUAGUCAACAUAGGAGACAUGCUCGCACGAUGGAGCAAUGACGCAUUCAUCUCCACGGUCCAUCGUGUGCUAAACACAACUGGGCAAGAGAGGUACUCGGUGCCAUUCUUCUUUGGCCCUUCGUACGAUACAAUGCUGCAUCCCCUCGAAAGUUGCGUUCCAGCAGGCGAGACUCCUAAGUACGAAGCUGUGCUAGCUGGUGAUUACGUCUACCAACGACUGGCCAGAAGUCGUCUGACCGAGCAGGAGACAGCACGGUUACCGCUGUCAGCAGUGCUAGUGUAG
Recurvomyces mirabilis is the source of this 1242-nucleotide messenger RNA. RefSeq lists its product as uncharacterized. Bases 1 to 1242 code for a protein of 413 amino acids. NCBI's taxonomy places the organism in Eukaryota, Fungi, Ascomycota, Dothideomycetes, Mycosphaerellales, Teratosphaeriaceae. Gene Ontology annotation, molecular function: 2-oxoglutarate-dependent dioxygenase activity. The transcript is spliced from 4 exons. The record is from RefSeq and is a predicted model, not a curated record.